GCUCAAAGUGUCAUAAAUAUCAGUCCCCGGGAUCCUUAUGCUCAUUGUCCGCUUUCCCGUGUCAUUACGCCGUUUCAUUGAAAUAACACGGAAGAAGGAAACCAUAAAUUUCCACUGCUGAAUCGUCUUUGGGUACACGAAACAACAGUUGCAUGCCGAUCCGAAUCCAACGUUUAUCAGCGCCGGUUCCAGCAAUAAUAGGACGAGCAAACAGGCCAGCACGUCUACCUUCCUCAACUGGUUCUUCUACAGUUCUUUAUAUACGUGGCCGUUAUCGCUUUUUGUCCACACUUUCUCCGCAAAAGCAUCGCACAAUGUCUUCGGUAGCAAAUGGGCCUAACCCCGCACACGCCUCGACAGCGCAUCCAGCAGGACCCAAACAUCUCAUCUUCGCGCCUGGCGGCUCUACAACGCAUGCACAAGCAGCACAAUUCACCAAAGGCGUCCUCUCUGCCAAAACUCUCGCAGCCUCUCCCUUGACCCAGUUCAACGCAUGGUUCCGCGAAGCUCAAGCGUCGGGCAUUCCGUCUCCAGAAGCACUCACGUUAUCCACUGCAUCCCUACCAUCUGGGCGGGUCAGCGGACGGGUACUCUACCUCAAGGAACUCGACGAGCGGGGAUUCGUCGUGUACAGCAACCUCGGACACAGUCGCAAGUCGCACGACAUCCGAACAAAUGCAUUCGCCAGCAUGACAUUCUGGUGGCGCGAAAUCGAACGGCAGGUGCGCAUCGAGGGUAAAGUCGAGCGCAUCGAUCAAGCCGAGGCGCAGCGAUACUACGAUACCCGCGUACGAGGCAGCCGGAUUGGCGCGUGGGCAAGCGAGCAGGGCCAAGUCCUUGGAAGAAGAAAGCUCUUGUCAAAAGAGGAUACGAAAAAGGAAGUAGACGCCCUAGCUGAAGUGGAAGCCGAGGCUGAAGAGCAGGAGCGGAAGCAUGCCCCUGACAACUCUUCCUCUGCGACAACAGCGAAACCUGGAAUCGAGGAAGCUUCCAUAAGUGCAUCUGGACCUGAAGAAGAAGCAGCCAAGCUCAAAAUCAACGGAGACAUUCUUCACCACCCCCACCCCGAAGAAGCCGCUUUCCUUGCCGCUGCGGUGGCCGUAGAUGCCAAUGGCAAACCAGACGAGGAAAUGGGCCGCCAUAUCCUCGAGGACCGCGUCCGCGAGGUCGAACAGCGCUUUGAGGGCGUCGAAAAGAUCCCCGUCCCGGACUUUUGGGGCGGCUAUCGCAUCGUCCCGGACAUGGUGGAGUUUUGGCAGGGCCGAAAUAGCCGCCUCCACGACCGCUUCAGGUAUACGCGUGACCUUGACCUGGGCGAGGACGAUGCCCCUUGGACCCUUGAACGGUUGUCUCCUUAAGGCAGAGUAAUGGGUCCAGGACAGAAUAUAUAGCCUUGGUGGUGGUAGCAGGAUCAAUUGGUUGCGCGGUGCUGUGGCGACACCAUGAGAAGGGAAGGGAAAGCAAGGGUACUAAGCGUGAUCUGAAUCUAUAGAGCAAACUUAUUUUUGCUUUCAUUUGUCCAUCUUUUACUGCUCACUUGCUCCUCAUCUUGUUUAUCCCUUUGUUUUUCUUUUUGCUUUUUCAUUUUUGCUCUUUUCUUAUUUUUUAAAGGCAUGACUGUUCGGCACUCUUCAGCAUAGUGCAGCACAAUAUGCAUUGAGCGUCUUUUGGCAUUCAACAUACCCGUU
Molecule: messenger RNA, 1688 nt
Organism: Xylona heveae TC161
Lineage: Eukaryota; Fungi; Ascomycota; Xylonomycetes; Xylonales; Xylonaceae
Product: pyridoxamine 5'-phosphate oxidase
Exons: 2
Coding region: 315-1358 (347 amino acids)
Biological process (GO): pyridoxine biosynthetic process
Molecular function (GO): pyridoxamine phosphate oxidase activity; FMN binding
Source: RefSeq, a predicted model, not a curated record